This is a messenger RNA of Poecilia latipinna (sailfin molly), 2662 nucleotides long. RefSeq names its product A-kinase anchor protein 11. Gene Ontology annotation, cellular component: cytoplasm. The coding region runs from base 231 to 1100 and encodes 289 amino acids. The record is from RefSeq and is a predicted model, not a curated record. The transcript is spliced from 2 exons. Gene Ontology annotation, molecular function: protein kinase A binding. Lineage: Eukaryota; Metazoa; Chordata; Actinopteri; Cyprinodontiformes; Poeciliidae. Gene Ontology annotation, biological process: intracellular protein localization.
GUGCUCUCUAGAUUUCAACCAACAGAAGCGUCAACCCUUCGACAAUACAACUCAGUCCUCUGCCACUUCCUUUUUUUUUUUUUCUCAGUGCUGUAAAUUUCUUAAACUGGCUCCUCCCACGCACAAGCACACUUACAGAAACUUACAGGAAGUGAGCAAAACUGGUGAACUCUUUCCCAUGUCACCAUUUACACUGAAGACACUGUGCACCAAGCUCCAAUGUGGAUCCUAUGCAGACUCUAAGCACAGACUCAAAGUGGCGAGAACCCGUUCCCGAAACCUCUGGCAAAGGAAUCCCCAUGUAUGCCGACAUUCUGGACGAGUUUGCCCAAAAUCUUGCAGACAACAUAAUCCUCUCCUCUCUAGAGCAAAUGGAAAAGUUGGAACCUGCAGAGCUGCAACCUAUUCAAACGCCGGAGACCUUCGCCGAGGAGUUGGCAUCAGCAAUAGUUGAGGUUGCUCUGAAAGACGUCUGCUUGCCUCAAUAUCCGCCAUCAGAUGUUGAAAAGAACGACUGUGAAGAGGCUGAAAAUGGGCCCCCUGCAUCCGGAGAAGAAGAGGACCUGUUGGAACGAGAGAUGAUUUCCUUAAGGGAAUUACAGACUCACAGAAACUCUCAGUCCAACCAUCCACCUCUGUACCAAUCGGGCCUUCCUGCUGUAGGUUCCCUGGACUACCCAGAUGCCCCUCCGACCACCCCCCUCAUCCCGGAGCUGGAGCGGAGCAGGAACAGUUUCGCUCGGAAGCUCAAGGGGGGGCUGGCAAAAGUCUUCCUGCCCUCUCCUCCUCCACCUACUCCGAAAGACAAGGAGGACAACUCGGGCGGUGUGAUCAGUGACCCCCAAGUGGAAUUGAUGGAGCAUCUGAUGCAUUCCCUAUCUACAAACGACCUGGCGAGAGAUGGCCUGCAGGCGCAUGGAGCCGGCGUGGAGGCUUUCGCAGAGGUUCUGUCGUGUGACGUGUUAAGCUGGGUCUUGAGCGUGAAAAACAAGCAGCAGGGGUCGGAUGAAAGCGAUCUUCAUCAGCUGGCUCACCAACUGGCUGAAACAAUCAUCACUUCAUCACUGGAUAAAGCUAAAUGUGACCUCCUGUCUGACUAGUACAUGUUUGUUCAGGAGUUUUGACGUGAGGUCCUUCUAAAAUGUUUCAAGUAGGUCAUAUUUCAUCAUCAGGAGAUAACCCUUUUGGCAUCUUAAUUCGGUAAAAAUCCAGAUUACGGAAAGAUAUGAGCUACUCUGAAAGGGUUUCAAAGCAUACGUAGACUUCUUCCCCUCUUAAGACGUCUCCAGUCACAUAUAGGGUUAAUGUAAAUGGUACUUCAUUAACUUUUUCAGAGGGUUUUCAUUUUAUCUGUCUACUUGCAUAGAAGCCGAUGAUUAUCUGAAAAAGAAAUAUAGGACGGAGGCAGUACGCCACCAGAAUUCUUCCAUUGUGAAACCAUGUGAAUUCUUUCCAGUCAGAGUAACCACAAAAGACAUGUAAAAGCAGAAAUCUUCUCAGGGUGCAUGUAAACUGCGGUGAAUUGAUUUUUACGCAAAUGUACUUUUCUAAUUGAUUUUUUAUUUUUUUUCGCCACGAUCAAAAAAGCCUCAAAUGUUUUGUUUUUGGUACGUUUCACACAGGAAGAUGUUUGGUCGCGAACUGUUUCCUGCCUUCAUUUUCUGUGUAACACUCAUCUGUUUGAUUCUAAUGACAUCACACUUUAAACACAACCACAAGCUCACAAAAUAACAUCGACAUAAACUGCUACAACUUUUUCACAACUGGAACUGAUGAUAAACGUCUGUGUUGAUCUUGGGCACCGCUCUGGCUAGCUUGUAGCUUUAGCCCAGGGGAUAAGCUAAUCUGGAUUUUUAUAAAAUAAAAUGCCAGUAUUUAUCUACUGCAGAAUAGAUAAGUGCUGCUCCUUCCUAACCUGUAAAAGGAACUGUUCCUGUUAGUUUGGUUUCUGUCUUGUUUAGUAUUCUGACUUCCUUUUUUGGCUUUCUAAACAAAGCUAGUUUCGCUCAAAGCUAAUGUGCUAAUGGCUAUAUUUGUGGCUUUGACCUGCUGAGCCCAAAUAAUGGUGCCAGUCCAAAACAGAUGGAGUACUUUGGUGUAGCUCAUGCAGCCACAGGGAUUCAGCACCUAUUGCAGUCCAUCCCCUUUAGAUGGCAGCACAGGAGAAAUGUUCUGGCAUGUUUUCAGCCAGAUCCAAAAAGGAUUAGCUGUAUGGAUACAAAGCUGCUCUUUCCUUUCUUAACCCCCCCUGCCCCCCCCCCCCCAAAAAACAAAAAACAAAAAAAAAACAACUGUCUUAAUUUGAAAGAGUGUAAAUUGAAUGUGUUUCAUGUACCUAAUUUAAAAUAUGCAGAAUGUGUUUGCUUUGUUUUACGCUGAACAGUUCUAUAUUUGUUGGGUUCAUAAGGAAAAGUAGAGCUGCAUGUAACACAUCUGAGAAAUAUUUAUUUCACCAAACAUGGCACAUAGUCCGAAUUAUUUUUAUGGUCAAGGCUGGGUGCUCUCCUUACAUUCUGUUUUUACAACUUAUAUUGUAUGUGUUAGUAUUUAAAAUUUUGUCUUAAGCCAACUUUGAUGUACAGUCUUGGUCAGAAACCUUUUGUGAAAAAGAUAAUUUCAGUGUUUUUAGGUUGAAUAAAGGGUGAAAUGGAUUGAAAAACGA